Messenger RNA from Empidonax traillii (willow flycatcher), 4362 nucleotides. RefSeq names its product MLX interacting protein (gene MLXIP). The transcript is spliced from 17 exons. Gene Ontology annotation, biological process: regulation of transcription by RNA polymerase II. Gene Ontology annotation, cellular component: nucleus. NCBI's taxonomy places the organism in Eukaryota, Metazoa, Chordata, Aves, Passeriformes, Tyrannidae. Bases 1 to 2751 code for a protein of 916 amino acids. Gene Ontology annotation, molecular function: RNA polymerase II cis-regulatory region sequence-specific DNA binding; DNA-binding transcription factor activity, RNA polymerase II-specific; protein dimerization activity. The record is from RefSeq and is a predicted model, not a curated record.
AUGGCCGCCGACGUGUUCAUGCGGCCGGCGCGGCUCCUCGGGGCGGCGGGGCCGCUGUCCCCCCGCACCGAGCCCGACGAGGACUCGUCGGACACGGACGAUGGCGGGGCCUCGCCGGGCGGGGGGCGGCGGUGCGGGCCGCGCCGGGGGCAGCCCCCGGGCCCGCAGAUCAUCCACUCGGGGCACUUCAUGGUCUCGUCGCCGCACAGCGAACACCCGCCCAAGAAGGGCUACGACUUCGACACGGUCAACGAGCAGACCUGCCAGACCUACCAGUUCGGGGCGGCCCGCGGCGGCGGCGGCGCCGGCGGCCGCCUCAGCAUCGACGCGUCCCUCACGAAGCUGUUCGAGUGCAUGUCCCUGGCCUACAGCGGAAGGUUGGUUUCACCAAAAUGGAAAAAUUUUAAGGGACUGAAACUUCAGUGGAGAGAUAAAAUCCGUCUCAAUAACGCCAUCUGGAGGGCCUGGUACAUGCAGUACCUGGAGAAGCGCAAGAACCCCGUGUGUCACUUUGUGACUCCGCUGGACGGCUCCGUGGACGUGGACGAGCAUCGCCGGCCAGAGGCCAUUGCGACGGAAGGGAAAUACUGGAAGCGAAGAAUCGAAAUAGUCAUCAGGGAAUACCACAAGUGGAGAACAUACUUCAAGAAAAGGCUACAGAAACACAAAGAUGAAGAUCUUUCAAGUUUGGUCAGGGACGAUGACGUGGUUCUCUGGCAAAAGAGAAGGUAUGGCAGGGAAACCCCAGUCCCUAUGGAGGAAGGCAGCCUGUUGGAUGCAGACAUGCUCAUGUCCGAGUUCACCGACACUCUCUUCUCCACACUGUCUUCACAUCAGCUGGUUUCCUGGCCAGAUUCCAGGGACAUAGGACACUUAGGAAAUGCUGAUAUGAUUCAACCAGGGCUUAUUCCUCUCCAGCCAAAUUUUGAUUUUAUGGAUACUUUUGAGCCUUUUCAGGAAUUAUUCACGCCCAGUCGCUCCAAUAAUUAUUUCCCUUCUGCGUCCGCUGUCAGCUCAGCCACGACAGACAGCAGCAGCCACUCCUCCCAGUCUCCUGUCCUGCCGUCGGGGUCGUUGCCCAACACUCUUCCAGCAGGGAACAUCGAUGAUGGACUGAUUGCUUCCUCAGUACCUACUCCCGUCAUUCCUGACGUUGGCACUGACCAGUGUUCCACCAUUAGAAGUGGGGGAUCUUUCAUCCAGCCUCCGGACUUCCCUCCGGACUCGUCUCUCAGCGGGCCACAAACUUUCAUGCCAGUGUUCCAGCCCCCCCUGCCGCUGCUCCAGCCUGCGACUGCGCAGCACCAGUCCCCGCUGCCGGCGGUGCCUCUGAGCUCCAACCUGAGCUCUGCCCCGGCUGCCUUUGCUGCACCAGAAACCCCCAAGUUUGGGCUCUGUGACUCCACGGUGAUCACACACACGGCCUCUGCCACGCUGACCCACAACGCCCCCGCCACCACCUUCAGCCAGAGCCAGAACGUCGUCCUGGCCACGCAGCAGCCGGGGGUGGGAGUGCCUUGUAACCUGGCUUUCCAGACUGCUGUUGUGCAGGGCCAGCCCCGGCCCCAGCUCCAGUCCCAGCUGACAUUUGCACUCCCCAAAGCUGUUCCUCUGGCCAGUGCUGGGACAAGGCCCAAACAGUCACAAAAAAUAGUGCCUACUCCGAAGCCUGAAACAGUGUCCUUAUUGGUAAAGAAUGCCUUCAUCACCCCAGCUGCCUUUCAGGGACAGUCCAGAGCUGUGAUUGUAACUCCAGCACCUUUAAAAAGAGAGGGGAUUUUGACGCCAGCCACGUCUCAGUCUAAUGUUGCAAUUGCACCAGCUGGAAUUGUCAGAGCUCCCGGGGUGACGGAGUUCCGUAGUAACAUUCUGGUUGGUCCAGCACAGCGAGCACCAAGUAGCCAACAAAGCCAGUCCACAGUCUCACAUCUCUUCUCUCCUAGUGUAGUCCAGGAUGUGUUGGUGAAAGGAGAGCACAUCCCUUCCCACAGUUGCAGUUCACAAGUUCCCUCACCUACACCCAGCCGGGACUGCCAGAAUUCAGGCCAAGCUUCCCCGUGCACCUCUGAGCAGAGCCCCAGCCCUCAGUCUCCUCAGAACAGCUGCUCAGGAAAACCUGCCACGGACCCCACUAUGGCUGCGUUUAAGAAUCGAAGGAUGAAGCAUCUGUCGGAGCAGAAGAGAAGGGUGAAUAUCAAGAUUGGUUUCGAUGCCCUGAGCAGUUUGGUGUCAGCCAACUCCAAGUCGAUCAGCCAUGCAAUCACACUCCAGAAGGCAGUAGAAUAUAUCGCUAAGCUGCAGCAGGAAAGGACCCAGAUGCAGGAGGAAACCAAGCGCCUGCGGGAGGAAAUCGAGGAGCUGAACGCCACGAUCAUUUCCUGUCAGCAGCAGCUCCCGGCCACCGGGGUUCCCGUAACGCGCCAGAGGUUUGACCACAUGAGGAAGAUGUUUGACGAGUACGUGAUGAGCAGGACCCUGCAGAACUGGAAGUUUUGGAUUUUCAGCAUUAUUAUUAAGCCAUUGUUUGAGUCCUUCAAUGGGAUGGUUUCCACAGCAAGCUUUAAGGAUCUGAAUGAAACUGCACUGGCCUGGUUGGAUCAGCACUGUUCUCUUCCUGUUCUGAGGCCAAUGGUGCUGAACACCCUCCGGCACCUCAGCACAACCACGUCGAUCCUGUCGGACCCGUCGCGCCUGCCGGAACAAGCCACGGAGGCCGUGAUCAAACUGAACAAGAGAGCUGGAGAAACCUAACAACCAAAGACACUGAGGUGCUUGUCCAAGGGGUGCAGAACCUGCCAGCCCCAGCCUGGUGAGGCUCCUGUCAGCCUGUGCACUUUAGAAAGGGUUCUCUCCAUCGCCCCGAUCGCUCGGGGUGUCCGGCUCUGCCUUCAGCCGACGUGCAAAGCGACGCAACGUUGUCAGUGACCCAGCGUUGUCCCAACGUUCUGACCCCUCUCCAGUGCUGUGCUGGCUCCGUUCAGUGAGAAAAACACCAAGCUCAGGUAAACUCAGCAGGUUUGAGUCCUGCAGGCAGCAAUAUGUCUCCAUCAAUGCAGCAUUUUCAUCUGUAUGCAACAGAUCUCUAAGAAACACCUUCGAGUACUAAACUCUCUGAAGGGUAAAUCCUGUACACCGAGGAAUGUGCUCUUCAAGGGGAAAAUACUUUUGAUUUUAUGAAGCGAAACGUGCUCUUUAUUUUGUUUUCUGGUGUUCAGUUCCAUUUGUUUUACUUGAAUAGUGGAAAUUGUUAAGCAGGAUCACACGACAAAACCAAAGGAGAAGAAAAAUCCGUCAGUGAUGUCAUGGCAAAAAUCCUAGAAUUAAAAUCUCAGGCUGUGUUUUGUGUCUUUUUUAUUUUAAUGAGUGUGUCAUUGCAUAUGAUCAGUUUCCUGACGUGCUUUAUUUUCUAGUAAAUAAAGUAGCUGAUUUUUAUUCUUUUUCCUGAUACAGCCAUUGCAAGGGGGCAGCAGGCUGUGCAGUAAGUGCAAGAAAGCAGGUUUAGAUUGCAGAAAUUCUCCAAUUAGGAUAAAUUUAUGAAUUUCAUACCAGUUUAAUCAAUGAGCUGUUUGCUUGCACUCUGCACAGUUCAGCUGCCAUCCUCACAAAAUGUGCACAUAUAAAACACACCCAUAGGCAAACGUAGUAGCACUUCAGAGGCAAGAAUUGAGUUUGUAAGGGGGAGAAAUUGGCUUUUUUAUUAUCUCAGAAAACUAUAUCAAACCACACAGACUUGUAGUCAGUUUUUUGCUUCUCUGUCUUCUUUUCUUCUUUUUGCUUUCUACCUGAAAAACCUGAAGGACUUUGCUAAACCUGGUGUGUAUGGGAGGGUUAUGUUCAGCAUGAAUUAUAACACAUGUAAAAAUAUAUUAAAAGCUCAAAAACACUGCAUAACGUUUUUCUGUUGGAGUCUCAGCACAGACUGUGCUCUGCUGCAGAUAAACUGAGUUACAGCAGGAAUGGUCCAUCCUGAGACAGCACUGGAAUAGUCAUUCCAGCUGAUAGUUCAUAGUCUGGAAUGAUCCUGUGACCCUUGUAAUUCCACUCCUGGCUUGACUCUGACUCUUCAGAGCUAUGCAAACUGUGGGGAUCUCUUCCCUCCUCCCUCCUCUGAGCAGUUUUCUUCCAGUUCCAAGAUCAGGCUGCUGGAGGUGGUCUGCAGCCUCUCCCAGUGCUAAAAUGAGGAGCAGCUGGAACAUCUGAGGGUUGCACACUCUGAAAUGCACUCAGGGGGUCCUCCUUGGGGGAUGGAGUUUUUCUCAGCCUUGUCCCCACUGUCCUCCACUUGGUGGGCCAAAAUCUGAAAGGAAACAAGAAUCCUGGGGAGUGGAACUAAGCACAGGGGGUGGGGUUGGUUUUAAUUUU